Messenger RNA from Oncorhynchus tshawytscha (Chinook salmon), 2409 nucleotides. RefSeq names its product ribosomal protein L11 (gene rpl11). The record is from RefSeq and is a predicted model, not a curated record. Gene Ontology annotation, molecular function: structural constituent of ribosome; RNA binding. Gene Ontology annotation, cellular component: cytosolic large ribosomal subunit; ribosome. Gene Ontology annotation, biological process: translation. The coding region runs from base 59 to 595 and encodes 178 amino acids. Lineage: Eukaryota; Metazoa; Chordata; Actinopteri; Salmoniformes; Salmonidae. The transcript has 6 exons.
ACACUUCCCUAUAAAUAUGCUGCGCCGGAAACGUCUCGUCCUCUUCUAGUGAUUAAACAUGGCGGAACAGGGCGAGAAAAAGGAGAACCCCAUGCGUGAGCUUCGCAUCCGCAAGCUCUGUAUGAACAUCUGUGUUGGGGAGAGUGGUGACCGACUGACCCGUGCUGCUAAGGUGCUUGAGCAGCUGACAGGACAGACGCCUGUCUUCUCCAAGGCUCGCUACACUGUGCGAUCCUUUGGCAUCCGCAGAAAUGAAAAGAUUGCUGUCCACUGUACCGUACGUGGAGCUAAGGCUGAGGAGAUCCUGGAGAAGGGACUCAAGGUGCGUGAGUACGAGUUGAGGAAGAACAACUUCUCCGACACUGGGAACUUCGGCUUUGGCAUCCAGGAACACAUUGAUCUGGGAAUCAAGUACGACCCCAGCAUCGGUAUCUAUGGACUGGACUUCUAUGUCGUCCUUGGCAGACCUGGCUUCAGCAUCGCUGACAAGAAGCAGAAAACCGGUCGCAUCGGUUUCAGGCACCGUAUCCGCAAAGAGGAGGCCAUGCGCUGGUUCCAGCAGAAGUAUGAUGGGAUCAUCCUCCCCGGGAAGUAAAGGAUCACCAUUGGCCUUGUUCAUAACAAUAAAAUUUAAAAAAAUAACUAUGUUCUGUGAUUAUUAAGUAAUGUGUUAUUUAUCUUAUGCUGGCUUUAUAGUUAAGUGAAUCCAUAUUUAGUUUAAUCGUUCAUUAAUGGAAAUGUAUGUUAAUGGGGUUACAGUAAUGUGUAUUAAAUUGGAAGAAUGGCGCUUGCUAUUUUAAAGGGUAAAAAUUAAUUUGCAACAUUAGUGUUGUGGUUAAGAGCAGGCUGUAUGGGUCUGUAUCGCUGUUUUUGCCUCGACGCUUCCAUUGUAAAAUAAGCUAUACAUGCAACAAUAUUUGCCCAGUUCGAGUACAGGAUGGGAAAUCUAACUUUUAAUUUGUAUUUAAUAGAAUGAGCUGUAGCAAAGAAAGCCGCCAAUAUCUAAGGUUGGUUGAAGUUCUACAGCUGCACCAUGGAGGGGAUCCUGACUGGUUGCAUCAUUGCCUGGUAUGGCAACGGUUCAGCCUCUGACUGCAAGGCACUACAGAGUGUGGUGUGCAGGGCCCAGUACAUCCCUGGGGCUAAGCUUCCUGCCAUCAGGAGGCUCUACCAGAAAGGCCUGAUAGUCACUAGCAACCCUAGUCAGAUGGUUCUCUGCUACUGCACAACCAGCAGUACAAGAGGCAAGGUCACUUUACCUUGACUAAUGUGCCCCAUGUAUAUAGCCUUGCUACUUUCAGUUUAUUUGAGUAAUUAACAUUUAAUUGCAUUAUUGGUUAUUGGCUUGUAAUUAAGCAUUUGGCAAAUUAGAUUUGUUUGCAUGCAGUUCAAAUUAGAUUUGUUUGCAUGCAGUUCAUGGUAGGUCUGUCAUCUGCCAAAUGAUGGCAUUAAUUUUAUGACGAAUGUCAGUAUAUUGAUUGUCAGAAGUAGAUACUAGCUGGUUGUCUAGUUCAUCCCCAGUCUCAUCACUUAAUGCCAUUUGGAGUAAAUAGCUGUUUCCCAAUGCUGGUUCUGGGGACCCAAAGGGUGUGUACAUUUUCUGUUUUUGCCCUAGCCCUAGUCAAAGGUUGGUGUUUUUGCUAGGGCAAAAACUAAAUUAUGCGCACUUUAGCAUCCCCAGGACCAGCAUUUGCAAACACUGGUUUUCACCACUUAAUCUGAGUUUACCAUGGUUGUCUAGCUAAAUAUGACAAAAUGGACAAACAUGGUUAUAUCCUGGUGUGGCAGCUUGUGUUUACAUUACCUGUGAGGGUUGACGUUAAAUAAAGAGACAAACACCAUUUAGAUCCAAUUGGCUUUAUUCAGUGAAACCAAGGUUAGAGCCUCUGGCACCAGACAACACACUUUACCCCCUGUGCCAGCCUCUGCUCACCUCUAAAAUCAAAAUACAGGGAUUUCUCCAUUCAAAUUAGCCUCAUUAACAUCAAAUUGUAAUGGUUGAGUCCUCGGCCCUUUGAGUCAGCCACAACCCCUAUGUCUGCCUAUCUUUAGGAGUUUCACUGAUUCCCAUACCCUGGUAGCUUGUCAUUGUAUCACCUGGAUGGAGGACGCUGAUCGAACACACACGUGAGCAGGAGCUGAAAUCCAGGGCCUAACUACAAAACGACCUGAACCAAAUCUCUAAAGAGAAACCCAUUUCAUUUCCAAAUCGGACUAAAGUCUGCCGAAUAUUACCAAAAAGGUCUGCUUUAUUGUUAUGUUGGAUGUCUUUGGUAGGUGGGAAUUCUGAGAUCUAUGUAUCAUACUAGUUUGCCAGGCCAUGGUCUUGCUCCUACAUUCUCUACCUGUUUAAGUCAGUGGAUGACAUUGUAAAGUUACUUUGCCCUAUAAAGUUGUCUCCAGCAGUCA